Messenger RNA from Bacillus rossius redtenbacheri, 10714 nucleotides. RefSeq lists its product as uncharacterized. Gene Ontology annotation, molecular function: DNA-binding transcription factor activity, RNA polymerase II-specific; RNA polymerase II cis-regulatory region sequence-specific DNA binding. Gene Ontology annotation, biological process: regulation of DNA-templated transcription. Lineage: Eukaryota; Metazoa; Arthropoda; Insecta; Phasmatodea; Bacillidae. The coding region runs from base 5589 to 10577 and encodes 1662 amino acids. The record is from RefSeq and is a predicted model, not a curated record. The transcript is spliced from 16 exons.
GAUAAACAACACAUGUAAUGUCGUAUUUUGGAUUUUUAAACAUUUUCAUGAAACAUUAAGGUCCAAUCUGAUGCCACUGCAGUACGUUCGGCAGGUUGGGGCCCGAAAAUACCAUUAUUUUUCGGAUGAUAAUUUACAGCAUGCUUUAAAUGACAUUAGAAACAAUGAAUUAUCCUUAAGGGAAGCUGCAGCUAAGUAUGGUGUACCGAAGAGCACCCUUUCUCAUAAACUUACGGGAAAAAAUAUGAAGAAAUAUGGCCGCCCAUGUGUACUUUCAUUAGCUGAAGAAGAAACAUUAACUCACGUCUUACUCAAAACAGCAGAUCUGGGUUUUCCGAUGUCAGAAUAUGACACGAGACUGCUUGUCAAAAGUUACCUCGACAAGGCCGGCGUGAAAGAGCCUAGAUUCCAAAAUUACAUGCCUGGUGUUGACCCGGGUUGAAACAUUUCUAAAGAGGCAAUCCGAGCAGCUGAAAGUGAGGAUGAGUGAAAAUAUUAAGCGAGCCAGGACUGCUGUGGAUCAGGAGACAAUCAAAGAGUACUUUUCAGAGCUGGAGGUGACACUGAGGGACAUUCCCAGUGAAGCUAUCAUGAACUAUGAUGAGCCAAACUUGUGUGACGAUCCGGGAAGAAUGAAAGUUAUCGUUAGACGAACCUGCAAACACCCAGAACGUUCAGUAGACUCUUCCAAGUGUAGUGUGUCAACUGAAGUAUAAAUUAAAUGCAGUGAACUUUGUAUACAAACUUGAAAUGGAUGAAAGUAGCCCUGGAAAAGAUACUGCAAAGUCAGUUUCAGAUGCUUUAAUGGAAAAUGAAAAAUUUACCCAGAUGCAGGCAUAUUUGCCUCUUCUUGAAAUGAUGAUAAAUAUGCUGGAGGCAGAAGAAAGUGAAAACCAUAUUCCUCUGCAACUGAUGAAAAUUAGAUAUAUAAAAACCCUUAUACUGGAAAAGAAAUUGACAACAGUUGAUUCAUUACGAAAAUGUGAAGGCUUCAUGAGAAUUUAUUGGCAAAAAUAUCAGGGCCAGUUAGGAGAAAUUCCUGACAUGGUUUUUGAAGAUAAGUCUUCACAAUCCAAUUCCACAAAGAAAGAUCCUAAUAAUGUACCAGAUGUGCCACAUAAAAUUCCCAACAUGUGUGUGCAGGCUCCAGUAUUUCGGGGUGAUUGUAUGACUCAGCCAACAGCGAUGUUUAACAUGCAGCCGAAGAUGCCUGAGCCUUUGCUCCAAAGAAUAGAUUAUUGCCAUGGUAUACAACCACCUGUGCCAUACCCUCCGGAUAUAACACAUCCAGGGAGGUCUUUUCCUGUCAGCAAUGUCAAUCCUCAUGUGCCAAUGGUUACUCAGCGUCAGAUGUUUCAUCAGCAACACACCAACAAUAUUACUGUACCUAGGAGUAUGGAGAUUUCUGGAUACGUCAGGCCUAAUUUGCAUAAAGUUGUCCCCACUGGUCCUGCUUUCAACAACAGGCCUGUUGCACAAAAUAUUCAUGCACCAGUUUCAAAUAGACCCAAUUCAAAUCCUCAAGAAAAUUCACAUAAUGCAAGGAAGAAAGUUUUAAACAAUUGGAUGGAAGAUCCAAGAAAUGCCUCUAAACUGCCAUCACAGAUGUCAGGAAGAUCAAAGUAUUCACAAAGUUCUUGUAAAUUUCAGAGACCUCUUAAUAACACAUUUCAUAAUUCACAACACAAAAGUGGCGAUAAAUCAUCAGCUGACAGAAGAAAACAAGAUGAACAAAGAAGAAAUUAUUCAUCUGAAAAAUCAUCAAAUAAUGAUUCAAAAAAAUCUAGAGAACAUGAAAAGGAUUCUGCCAAGAGCAAAAAUGAAAGCCAUUCUGUGGCAAAAUGGGGUGCAAUUCCUAACUCUCCAGCCCCAAAUAAGAGUCUGUAUGGUGCGAUUAUAGUAUCCAAAGAUGGAAAGGGAAAAGACAAGCAUCAAAAAUUAAAAAUACCAAAGCUAAAAAAGACUGAAAGCUCAGAAUUAACUGUGGAUGAGAGUAAGAGUAGUUGUGAUAAAGGUGAGGAUGAUGUAACUCAUCGUCUUGAAAUGCUAUUUGAAAAAAAAUUAUCUGAUGAACUAAAGAAAAAAAUAUUGAAGGUGUUCACCAGCUCAAUCGGAAUAGAUCUUGAAGAAAUAGUUCGUGAUCCUAACAAGAAAACUGAAAACAAUGAAGUCAAGGGUAAGGAUGCUGGUACAGUGAGUAAAUGUGAAGCUAAGGAACUUCACAAAAAGAGUUCAAGCAUGAUAAAGACCGCCGAGAGAAAGGUAAAGAAAUUUGUUAUAAGUAGCUCUGAUGAAGACGUAAAAGAAGUUUCUGUUAAGGAGAGCACUAGUGAGAAAACAAGUGUUGCCCUUGAUCAAGCUGCAAGCAAGAAGAGUGAACUUAAGAAGCAACCAUUGGUAUUGAGUUCUUCUGAUAGCUCAUGUGAUGAAAAAACAGAAAGGUCUUUUGUGGGUAAACUAUCGAAACGAGUUGAAGGAAUUAAAAUGAAGCCAAAAAUCUCUAAAAAUAAGUUGGUGGAUCCAAACAUUUCCAAAACGAGUGAUGCUGUUGGGGUUGAUAAAGAAGUGAAACAAAGCAAUUCUGUAGAAAUUUGUAAAGAUGAUAGUAUAAAAGAAAACAUCAAGACUGCCUUAAGUAAAUUAUCUGAAGAGACAGAAAAUGCUGUUAAAGAUACGAAAAGAGUAAGAAGUUCAAGUGAGAGUAGUGUAGUAAAUAAAAAAUUAGAUUAUGCUGAAUGUGAGAUUGGAAGUGCAUCUACGUUAAAGAAAACCAAGAAAUCAAAGGGCAGUGUAAGAGAUACAAAUGGUGAUUGCUUAAAUGAAGAACCAGUUGAUUCGGCCAACAUUAAUGUGAAGAAAUCAAGUAAAGAUAAUGAAAAACCAAAUAAGAGGACUUCUGAUGCACUGGAUAUUAUUAAGAGUAGUGAGGAAUUAGUUGCAAAGAAAAGCAAAAUAUCAAAAACAGAUACCCAGGUAAUUAAAAAACCACAAGAAGUAGCUGAUGAUCUUUCACAGAAAGAUUCCAAAAAGAUGACUGAAAAGAAGCUACUGAAAAAAUCAGUAUUGGAUGCCACUGACAGUUCAGAUUAUGUUUAUGAAAGAUCUUCUAGCUUCAAUGAAAAAGUAGCUCUUCCAAAGAAGGCAGUUAGUAAAAUUACUGAAGGAAAAGAUAGCAGUGAUAGUUCGGCAGAAGAAUCAGUUGAUUCUUCAUACAGCAUUAAGACUCGAAGAAAGGGAAAUGUAAGGACUACGAGAAAUAGUCUCGAUAGUUCAGAAGGUGAAAUAACAGGAAAAUUACAUUCAAAGAUAUUAAAAAAGAAGUUAUUGGUGAGAAAGAAGAACAAAUCUCUAAUAGAUGAUAGUUCGGAAGAUGAGAGACUCGAAGAGGAAGAGAAAAAGAAACUGAAGAGAAAUAAACGUAUGAAUGGUCGACAUGCUGCAAUAACUGAAAAAUCUGGCUUAAAGCUUAGAAAGCUUGAAGAAAAUAAUUCAGAAGUUUCUGAUGGAAUUUCCUCAGUAAGGAGGUCUAAUCAUUCAAGUGGCUCUAAAGUCAGCAAAUCAGUUCUUGGAAGUAAGACUAAUCCUCUCAUAGAUGAUGAUAGUUCUGGUAAUGAAAUUAGUGAAAAUAAUAAUAGAGCACAUGCUUUACUUUCAAAGCACUCGAAAAAGUCAAGUUUGCCAAUUUCUGAUGAAGAUAUUGGUGAAAAUGAACCAGAUGGAACCAGACAUAGAAUAGCUAAUAAAAUAUCUAAGAAGCACGUUAUUGAGUCGGAAUCAGAUGAUAGUGGUGAUUACAGGUUUUCAGGUAGAUCUAAAAAACUGAGUGGCAAAGAAAAUAAAACCUUGUCAGAAAAUAAAGAGCUUAAACAAAAUAAAAAGAAUGCAAGAAGGAGAAAUGCUCUUGAAAUGCUCCAAGAUGAUAUUAGGGAAAACAUAGGUAAUGAAGUUGCUUUGGUAUUUGGACAAAGAAAUUGUAAAUUAAAAUCACAAUGUGAUAGAAGUGAUGAUGUGGUAGAAGUGGAAGAAGAAAAAAGAAGAGUUAGCAAGAAAAAACAAACAAGCAGUAGAAAUGAUUCAAGAAAGUUAUCUGUGUCCAUAAAAAAUUCAUCAGAAGAAAGUGAUUCUGAUGAUUGUAACAGUGAAUUAGAAAAACAUAAUUUGUUGAAAUGUGGGGAAAAUAUCACUAAAGUUAAAAUUUCAAAAGGAAAAGAAUAUAAUAAAUUCACAUCUAAAAAGCUGAGGAUUUUAGCAAGAAGACCAUACAAGAAAACAAGUCAAGGAAUUGCUUUUUCACAGUUGAACUUCACAGAUUCUUUCUAUUUCUGUAAAAAUAAGCCAGGGAAGCCAAAAAAUUCAAGAAUUAAUUUGCAAGAUGUGAAUGGCAAGUUGUGGAGUAGAGUGUUCAAGCUUGGAAUGAAUUUCCAAAUGGAUUCAGAUGCAAAUGACAUACCAAAUUCAGAGGAGAAAGUUAACAAAUUUGAAAACAAUAAAUCAAUUGUUACACAUGGUAGUGAAAUGAUAUCAGAAGUGAAAGAAACAAUUUCCAUAAGUAAUACAGACUCAAAAACAGCACUGGGAGUUGUAACAGUUGGUAAAGUAAAGAGUAACUUAGAAAGUAGUUCAGACUCUUCUAAAGCAGAAUCAAGUGCUGAAACAAUUGAAAAAGGGAAUAGCGGUGAGGAAAGUAAUAAAGACUGUUCUAGAGCAGAAUCAGCUAUAGUAACAAUUGAUAGAGUGAAUAGAAAUGUGGAAAAUUCUGCAGAAUCUCAAGACAAGCUUCCUGAUCUAAAAGUGUCUAAAGAAAGUUCAAGUUUACACAAUAAAAAUGAAAAUGAUAAUUGCCUAACAGAGGAGAAGGAAAAAAAAUUGGUUGAAUGUGAACCACAACAGGACGGCUCAGUCCAUGCAGAUCAGUUGGAUGAAUCCGAGGAAGUGAGGGAUGAUUCUGUAGAAGGGGAAUCUCCCGAUGGCAAUUCAUGUUUAUUGAAUUUGGUUGAUGAAUGUGAUGAUACGGAUAGUAACAUAUCUGUAUGUGAUGAUUCAGAUGCCAGUGAGAAGGGAUCAGAAAUUUCACUGCUGGAAGGUGAAAGACUUGUUAAGAAGUGUGCAUCAAAGAAAUCCAAACUUGGGAGGAUGACAAGAGUUAAGAGGAAGAAAAAGUCAGUAACAGGCAGAAUGGUGUGUUUAAGAAAAAGGUCAAAAUAAGCAAACAAUCAAAUGAAUUGGCAAAUGUUUAUCAAGAGCGUGCGGUUGAGUCACCGGCUUUGACGAAAGAAAAAUCACUUGACGAAAAAGUUGACAAUGAUGAUUUGGCAGAUCCUUCAUAUACAAUUGACGGGCGAGCCAAGUAUGACUGCAAAUAUUGUAAUUUUUCUGGUGUAAAAAUUGUUUCGCAUUACAAACAAAGCCAUCCAGGUAAAGAGGUUUGUAUUUCACGCAUUUCAAAUACUCUAGCACUAAAGGCAAAAAGUGAGUCUCUAAAUGAUGUUAAUCAAGAACAGGAUGAGGAGGCAACAGAAAACACUAAUGUUAGAAGACUGAAGAGAACUUUUGUUUGUCGAAUUUGCCAUCAGUUUUCAGAGUAUAUUAUGGAUUUUUACUAUCACCUUACAACUCACACAGGUGAGUAUGACUUUGAAUGUGACUCAUGUUCAUAUUGUAGUAGCAAUAUUUUAGGUGUUAGAAAUCAUAAUUUACUGCAUCACAAUGGGUUUUCAAGGACGGUAGCUUUAAAUAGGGGCCCUUCACAUAUUGCAAAAUUUAUGUAUGGCUAUUUGUGUUCAGUCUGUAACUUUCUUCAGCUUUUAAAAGAAAAUGUUGAGAAACAUAUGGCUUUGCGGCAUCAGAAAGAUGAGAGUGCUAAAAUUUUUCGUAUCAACAUGUCCAUUCCUCUUGAAGAAAGCACCAAAGAAGUUACGUCUGGAAAUAAGUGUUCGUCCGAUACCCUCAGGAUUGCAGAUGAGCAGGAAAGUCACAAUGAAACACACAACAAAUCAAUCGAAGAUGUUGCUGAAGACUCUGUUAAUAAUGUUAGUACAAACAUGGAAAAGCCCAUAUCAGGAAGUCAGUCCAAGAGGAUAACAUCCGAGAAUGUUCCUGCUUCUAUGAAUCCAGUGGUGGUUUUGAAAGAUACUAAACGUUUAAUUAAGAAAGGAAGAAACAGUUCUGGUCCUAAAGCAGUGGACGCAGUGACAGAGCAUGUAUCUCAAGAUGAAGGCUCAGUAGAUGAAAGGAACGCAGCCAGGGAAGAGAAUGCAAUGGAAGAAGAUGAUAUUGCAGAUGAUGCAAGCAAGGCUGAAGUGUGCGAAAACCAAACUGAUCUGAAUGAUGUGCAAAAGUUACCAAGUGAGAUGACUGUCAAUCAAGUAACAACUGCAGAAAGUUCUGCAAAAAGUGUAGAUGUAUCUGCUGACUCUAAUUCCAAUUCAAAUGAAAGUUUUGAUGCGGAAACAUCGUCUACUGCACGUGCAGAGGAUUUUAUUACCGAAGUGGCUGAAACUCCCCAGCAACCUGUAGAUGAGGCAACAAGUGUUAACUCAGAUUCAGCAGAAAAUCCGGGACCACAGGAAGAUACAAACAUUUCAUCUCAAGCUGUUGAGAGUGAGUUGCAAGAUAGCUGUGUAUCGGCUACAGCAGUGGAAGGCGUUGCUCCUGAUACUAACAGGGCAGUUACCGACAAGGACAGUACAGAAAAGGUUGGGCAGUUUCUGGGAAUGGAUGUAAUUGCUCCAGGGAAAACUGGUGAUAAAUCACCAGAAAUAAGAGAGACUGUUCCAUUCAAGCGUAGUAGCUCACUACUGGAAAGAAUUGAAUUCUUGUGUGCCCAGAGCAAUGCAAGUGAAAAACAAAUUGAAGCCAACCCUGUGAACAAACUUGCCAAGACAGACUCAAGCAAAGCAAAGAAAAAAUUGGCUGAAAAUGCAGAGAGGUCUAGUAUUACCACAAGAGCUUCUACCACGGCACAGAAACAAGUGUCUUGUUUAGAAAAUUCUGACGUAAGUAGAGUUGCAGUUGAAAAUGAUGGAGCAUUAAUAAGAUACUCCUUAAGUGCAAAACCAGUUUCAUCUGCGUAUUUGGAAUCUGUUGUCCCUAGUGAAAGAAAUGAUAGUGUCUCAAGAGAUCAUCCGAGAGCAGAUACAAGUGAUAACCUUGCAGAUAAUUCAGAAUCAGCAACUGCCAAUCCACCUGAACAUAAUUAUCAGGCUGUAGUUUCACCUUUGUUAGGCAUGGAUACUAUAGCUAUAAAGCAAGACAACUUAGAGCCCGGAGACAUUGGAACAGAGGGAUCGGAUUCUGGCGGACUGGAGCUGUACGAUAUUACUAGCAUGCCGGAUCCAUCAGUUUCGUCCAUAUGCAUCGGUCCGAUGGAAGCGAAGAACGAAGGGGGAAGGAUACUGUUCUGUUGCCGCAUCAGCGGGUGCCAUUUCCAGUGUUCUCAAGUGGUCAAGUUUGCGUGCCACUACAACACGGAGCACGACAAGGCCUGGGACGGCUUCUGUGUGUUGUGCGGCGAAGUCAUCGACGGCAUAGCGCCUUACUGUCUGGAGCAAGCAGUGGAGCAUCUUCUUUCGUUCCACCUCACCUCCAAGCUGAAGCAAAAGAAUCUCUCCGGCAAGGGUAAGGCGAAGACGAGGCGCCCGUCUGCCACGCAAAGAACGAACAAAGUCGUAAGAAGCAGCUGCGCCGAUAGCACGACGGCCGGUGUCACCACGACCACGGCCUCUUCGGUCGUCGCGACCAGCGCCUGUGUCACGGCCAGCAACGUGACGUAUCCCAGCAGCAGUCCCUCCACUAGUGCUACCGCCGUCCCGGCGACCGGCGGCAGUAGUUUUGCCGACACCCAAGCAGUUGCGGACUUGCUCAAGAACGCGGUGCUGAUAAAGAACGAGCCCCUCGAUGCCGAAGAAGCGGGGGUGAGAGAUGACGAAGCGAGGGUGAGAGACGACGAAGCGAGGGAAGCGAGGGUGGGAGGCGACGGUGACGAAGGGCGGGAACCUGAGAGAGAGUCCCCGGUGAAGAGCCCCGGAGUCCAGGCGCCGGACGCGAGGCCGAGGAUCCGUGUGCGGAGGAUCAGCGGGGACCGGCUGUCCGUGCGCACGGAGGAGGCCCAGGAGCCCCCGGCGGGCCCCACUGUGAGCCCCGAGGAAGUGCAGCCCAAGGUGGAGCGGACCGACGACGGAGAAUAUGAGCAGCCUGCUGCCGUAGACAAGGAUGUAUCUAGUGACGUUGCAUCGAAACCAUCUUCCGCAUUGUGGCCUGAACUGAGCCCGGCCGUGUGCGACGAGAGUGUUCUGGAGAAUAGCACCGGCCGCUGUUCCCCCGUGUUGUGGGGCGAGGGAGGUAAGACGGUGUCCCCUUCUCGUCUCUGCUACAAGCUGGUGUGGCCAGCUCAUGAGUUACGAGGUGGAGAAGCAAGUAAUUCUUUCCCCUCGAUAAGAAUAGUGAGUGUUGUUAGUCUCAACCCUGAGGCGAACAAACAAGACGACAGCGCCGCGGGGUCUCGCAGCCCCUCUGGGGGUGGCGUCACCAAGAAGCCGUGCUCGCGGCUGGUGGCGCUCGGCAGCACGCCGCAGAGUGCCGUGCGCCCCAAGGUCAAGGCGCCGGCCAGGCAGCCGCAGCCGAGCGUCAGCCCGAGCCGCGUGGCCGUGAUCAAGCCGCUGGGCAGCGAGGCGCGGCGCAAGGACGCGGCCCCCGCGCAGAAGACCACGACCGCCCAGCGCUCGGUGAAGAGCUCCAAGAGCCCGGACGCGUACCGCGCCAUGCUGGAGCCGGCGAGGCUGCAGCGGCUGUUCAAGUGCAUGCACCCGACGUGCGAGUUCGCGACGGGCGCGGAGGCGCGGUUCGUGGCGCACGCCCGCGUGCACGAGCGCGCGCUGGGCCCCGCGGCCAGGGCGCGGCUGCAGGACUGGAACCGCUGCGCCUACUGCUGCGAGGCGUGUGCGACGGCCGGCGAGCUGGUGGCCCACGUGGUGCGCGAGCACGGCUACUGCCUGUACCAGUGCGCGUACUGCUUCUUCCGCGCCAUGUCGCCCACCUACGUGCUGCUGCACCAGAAGUCGAGCCACGUCCGGGAGGCGGUCGCCAUCAUCAUCGACCAGAGGCGGCGGAAGAUGCCCGAGCUCAAAGACUUCCCCGACAAGAGAGAGAACAGGAAGAGCGUGGUGCUGCCUUACGUCUGCGCACAAGGGACGUGCGGGGCCAGGUUCUACCCGUGCGAGGACUACCUCACGCACUUGAAGACGGUGCACACUCAGGUCACCAUCUACUCCUGCCACCUGUGCGAGUGCAAGAGCAUGAAGCCCGACGCGCUCCUCUCGCACUACAAGUGGCACAGCCUGAACCAGUACCAGUGCAUGUACUGCCUGCACGGCGCGGACUCCGCCAUCGACAUGAAGCACCACCUGUGCACCUUCCACUCGGACCAGCCCAACCGCGCCAUCAUCCGCAUAUUCCAGGACUACACGCACCACUCGCACCGGCAAGUGGAGGACCUGCUCACCAUCGACCUGGACGAGGGCAUGGACUACACCAACCUGUUCGUGCAGUGCGCGGACGACGAGGAGGACCGCGGCGACGUCCCUCCCCCCGCGCCCGCCCCCGCGCCCGCGAAGCCCCCCAUCAACCUGGAGGGCCACGACCUGUUCCACUGCUGCAACAAGGGCUGCAUCCACACGGCGGGCACGUUGCACGAGCUGCGCGACCACCUCUCCGUGUGCGACUCUGCGCGGGAGUCGGCGGUGCUGGAGUGCGCGCACUGCGGCAAGCGCCUGAAGGCCAUCGCGUCGCUGGUGGAGCACCUGCAGAGCCACGGCUUCAAGGCGACGGUGAGCGCCGUGGUGGAGCGCCACUGCCGGCAGCUGCACCGGUACCCCGCCACGCGCGUGGAGCCCGUGAACGCAGACUCCAUGUGGUUCGUCGUGCGUCCUCGGGACAAGCGGCGGGCGGCGAAGGGCGCCAAGGGCCCCGAGAAGAAGUCCUACGAGCCCAAGGACAUCCACAAGCUGCCGGACAAGGACAUCUUCAAGGAGCAGGUGUCGUGCAGCAUGUGCUCGUUCGCGACCAAGGUGCGCGUGAACAUGGUGCGCCACCUGGAGAUGCACGAGGCGGAGAAGCGCUCCGCCGGCAGUGCCGUGCGCUCCAGCUGCCCGGUGAACCCCGUGCCGUGCCUGAACCGCGCGGAGAUGAUGUUCGACAAGAUGGAGAACCUGGCGGCCAGCUCCCAGGCCAUGCUGGGCGCGGACAGCCACCCGGGCUUCGUGCCGGAGCGGUUCCGCUACGUGUGCGGCGCGCCGGGCUGCCACUACAUGGGCUGCGAUGAGGACAUGCUGCGGAUGCACGUGCGCACGCUGCACGCCGGCGAGACGGACUACGUGUGCACGCACUGCGGGCGGGCGGUGGGCGUGGGCGCGGACCUGGCGGGCGUGCUGGAGCACCUGCGCAUGCACGGCGGCCGGCUGUACCGCUGCACGUACUGCGCCUUCUCGCACUACACGGUGGCGCAGGUGGAGCAGCACAGCGCGGCGCGGCACCCCGACCAGCCCGUGCUGCCCGUCAUCAUCCGCAAGGUCGUCGACUGAGGCCUGGAAUCGAAUGGCAGCUUCAUUAUUCCACGGUGGGACCGCGAACGUUCCACUCCAGCGUGAUGUGCAGUGAUGUGUUUUUUAAAAAAAAUUGGAAAAUGAAAUGGUUCUGAAUAAAAACAAGUUUUCUUUUU